Molecule: messenger RNA, 795 nt
Organism: Malassezia vespertilionis
Lineage: Eukaryota; Fungi; Basidiomycota; Malasseziomycetes; Malasseziales; Malasseziaceae
Gene: PCT1
Product: choline-phosphate cytidylyltransferase
Exons: 3
Coding region: 1-795 (264 amino acids)
Biological process (GO): CDP-choline pathway
Cellular component (GO): nuclear envelope
Molecular function (GO): phosphatidylcholine binding; choline-phosphate cytidylyltransferase activity
Source: RefSeq, a predicted model, not a curated record
AUGAGUCACGUGACCGUACGGCUCAUGCACGAUAUUGCACGUGAAGGCACGUGCGCCGUGUGCGCGGCCGUGCCAACGCCGUUGCAGUGGGCACUCCUUGCAGUGGGCGCCGUAGCGAAUAUUGCGUUGUCGGGCGCACUUAAUCAAGCUACACAAGGGCCUAGAGACAUUCCAAUGCAAUCCUAUCUGGAUCUCAUGGGUCUUCCGCACAAGGAAGAACCCAGGCAUCCUGUGGCGCCGGUCUCCAGCGAGGAGUCGAUUUGCGAAUGGGUACACAACGCGAUUUAUAAUCCGUCCCCCGAGCGACCCUAUUUGAUCAACAAGCCGCCGACUGACCGGCCUGUGCGUAUCUACGCGGACGGCGUUUACGAUCUUUUUCAUUACGCUGUAUACCUCAUCGUUGGUGUCGUAUCUUCGGAAUUAUGUACAAAGCACAAAAACGCGCCGCUGCUUGACUCGCAAGAGCGGUACGCGGCGCUGCGAAAUUGCCGUUGGGUGGACGAGGUGCUGGAGGAUGCGCCUUGGGUGGUUGACUCCGCAUUGCUGGAGAAGCUUAAUAUUGACUACGUCGCACACGACGAACUCCCGUACGCACACUCUACAAACGGUGGAGACACUGCAGACGUGUACGACUGGCUUAAAGUGGCUGGGAAAUUUUUGCCUACUCGGCGCACAGAAGGGGUCAGCACUAGUGCAUUGGUGGCGCGCAUCGUAUCAAUGUACCGUGCUGGUGAGCUGAACGGCAAACUUACAAAGAUGGGCGAGUAUGACAUGACGUGUGACGUGCCCAACUAA